Rhineura floridana is the source of this 861-nucleotide messenger RNA. RefSeq names its product chymotrypsin-C-like. The transcript is spliced from 8 exons. Bases 1 to 801 code for a protein of 266 amino acids. The record is from RefSeq and is a predicted model, not a curated record. Lineage: Eukaryota; Metazoa; Chordata; Lepidosauria; Squamata; Rhineuridae. Gene Ontology annotation, biological process: proteolysis. Gene Ontology annotation, molecular function: serine-type endopeptidase activity.
AUGUUCAAGCUUGUCUUAAUGACUUUGCUCCUGGGCUAUGCCCAGGGCUGUGGCAAACCAACGUAUUCGCCAAACACUUCUCGCGUUGUUGGAGGGGAGGAUGCCAGAGCCCACAGCUGGCCUUGGCAGGUCUCUCUCCAGUACGACAAAAAUGGCGUCUGGGCACACACUUGUGGAGGGACCCUUAUCAAGUCCAACUGGGUCUUGACAGCUGCUCAUUGCAUCAGCUCCAGUCGGACUUAUCGCGUCCUUCUGGGCAAACAGAACCUCAACGAGGAAGAGGCCGGUUCUGUGGCUGUUGCUGUGGAGAAGUUGAUCGUCCACGAGAAAUGGAACUCCUUCUUGGUCCUCAAUGACAUCGCCCUUGUCAAACUGGCCGAGCACGUUCAGUUCAGCGACACGAUCCAGCCCUCUUGCCUCCCUGCCACAGACACCUUGCUGGCCCAGGAUUACCCCUGCUACAUCACCGGAUGGGGACGCCUCUGGACCAAUGGUCCCAUCUCUGACAACCUUCAGCAGGCCUUGCUGCCUGUGGUGGAUCACCAGACUUGCACCAAAUGGGAUUGGUGGGGUACCAUGGUCCGGACUACAAUGGUGUGCGCGGGAGGCGAUGGUGUCGUUUCGGGAUGCAACGGGGAUUCUGGAGGUCCCUUGAACUGCCAGGGUGGCAACAGCUGGGAAGUCCAUGGCAUCGUAAGCUUUGGAUCAGGGCUGGGCUGCAACACCGCAAAGAAGCCAACUGUUUUCACCCGGGUGUUUGCUUACACCUCUUGGAUCACGGAGAAACUGAACCAGAACUGAGGAGCCCGUGCCACGGUCCUGUGAAUCGGUGCAAGCUUAAUAAACCUUUUCAUCACAGUU